CAUCGGCCGCCCCGCAUCUUUCGGGCUUUGAUUCUUGCAAGCAAAACCUCCAAAGGCGUCAGGAUCACGGACGAUCGCGCGUGGUCUGCUCAAGAUGGCGACAAUCUACAUUGACGAGGACGUCGGCAAGGACGAGGUCACCCAGACCGGCACCGAAGAGUCGCCCUACAAGACGCUGCAAUUCGCCUAUCUCCAGCGUCCCGCCGAGGGCCAGUAUCUGACCCGCAAGUCGCAGAACACCGAGGAUGUGGCCGCCAAGGAGUGGAAGCCCGUCGCCAAGGCUGCCCUGAAGAAGGCCGUCAACUUCUUCGAGGUUCAGAAGAAGAAGGCGGCUAAGGAGCAGGAGCUGGUCGUCAGGCGCAAGAAGGAGGAGGAGGAGCGGGCCAAGGCUCUCGAGGCGGCCAAGGCGAUUGUCAUCACCGAGGACCCUAGCCUUCCUGCUGCUGUUCGGAUUGGGCUCGACGAGGUCGGCGAUCACAUCAAGCUGCGCAAGGUGGAUGACCCCGAGAGCAAGGGCACCCGCGUGCGCGUCUUUGGUCGCGUGCACCGCGAGCGCAAGCAGAAGGACGUCAUGUUUGUCACCCUGCGAGACGGCUAUGGCUUCAUGCAGGUGGUCAUCUCUGGCCAGCUGGCCAAGACGUACGAUGCCGUGACUCUCACCCGUGAGACGUCGAUGGAAAUCCUGGGAGAGAUGCGCGAAGUCCCCGCCGGUGCCCGAGCUCCCCUCAACCGCGAGCUGCACGCCGACUUCUUCAAGAUCCCCAAGCACUGGAAGGCACCCGGCGGUGAUGAUGCCAUCACCAACCGAGUCCAGGCAGACGCCGAGCAGGCCAUGCUUCUUGAUCAACGACACCUUACCCUUCGUGGUGAGGUCGCCUCGGGCGUCAUGAUUGUCCGCGACGCCGUCGAGUACGCCUUCAACCAGGCCUACAAGGAGCUGAGGUUCCGCAAAGUCAGCCCUCCUGCCCUCGUCCAGACUCAGGUCGAAGGUGGUGCGACGCUGUUCAAGUUUGACUACUAUGGCGAGGAUGCCUACCUCACACAGUCUUCGCAGCUGUACCUGGAGACGUGCUUGCCUUCAAUGGGCCACGUCUACUGCAUCGAGAAGUCAUUCCGAGCCGAAAAGUCCCUGACCCGACGACACUUGUCCGAGUUCACUCACGUCGAGGCUGAGCUUGACUUUAUCACCUUUGACGACCUUCUGUCCCACAUUGAGCACAUCAUGUGCCGUGUGCUCGAGCUGGUCAUGGCUGACCCUGUCAUCGCUGACAAGAUCAAGACCAUGAACCCAGAGUUCAAGCUCCCCGAGCGGCCAUUCAUGCGAAUGAAGUACUCCGAGGCCAUUGACUGGCUCGUCGAGCAUGACAUUCCCAACGAGGAGGGCAAGCCCCAUGCUUUUGGAGACGACAUCGCCGAGGCCGCGGAGCGUCGUAUGACGGACAUUAUCAACAAGCCCAUCUUCUUGACCCACUUCCCGGCUGAGAUCAAGUCCUUCUACAUGUCGAAGGACAAGAGCGACCCCCGCGUUACCGAGAGCGUCGACUGCUUGAUGCCUGGCGUCGGCGAAAUCGUCGGUGGAUCGAUGAGAAUGGACGACUAUGAGGAGUUGAUGGCCGCGUACAAGCGCGAGGGCAUCGAGCCCGAGGCCUACUACUGGUACACUGACCAGCGAAAGUAUGGAAGCUCUCCUCACGGAGGCUACGGCCUGGGCCUGGAGCGAUUCCUGGCCUGGCUUUGCAAGCAGCACACCGUUAGAGAUUGCUGCCUGUAUCCCCGUUACAUGCACCGUUGCAAGCCUUAGAGACUAAAUCGAGACUUAGACAAUGAUGUUUACUAGUAGUUAUGAGGAUAUAUGAAUGAAAGAUGAACCUGGCGUUUGGGCCAAAC
Messenger RNA from Trichoderma reesei QM6a, 1887 nucleotides. RefSeq lists its product as uncharacterized. Gene Ontology annotation, biological process: asparaginyl-tRNA aminoacylation. Gene Ontology annotation, cellular component: cytoplasm. Gene Ontology annotation, molecular function: ATP binding; asparagine-tRNA ligase activity; nucleic acid binding. The record is from RefSeq and is a predicted model, not a curated record. The transcript has 2 exons. The coding region runs from base 95 to 1801 and encodes 568 amino acids. Lineage: Eukaryota; Fungi; Ascomycota; Sordariomycetes; Hypocreales; Hypocreaceae.